UCGUGCACAGUGUGGUGUGCGCGCAGCGGCCGAUCUAUGCGCGCACUCUUUUUUAGUUUUAUUGUUGUUAUAUACUGACAUACGAGAAUAAAUUCGGAGACAAAAUUUUUCGCGACUUUGAGACCGGAAGAUCGGUACAAAAAGAAUAGUACAUAAAUAGUAAAUCUUAAAUUUUCAGUUACGGACGUGGCGUAUGAAAAAUUAAAUAUGUUCCUUUUAGUGCGUGGAUAAACGAAGCAGCGAUGUGUCGACGGGCUAUAAAAACUCAUGCCAAAAAAUGACGUGGUGAAGAAAGAUAGAGUGAAAGAGAGAGAGAGUGGAUGAGAGAGAAAGAGAGAGAAAAAGAGUGCGUGAGAGAGAGAAAAGAGAGUGAGAAGGAUAAAAGCGAGAGAAGCAGUGAAUGAGAGAGAGAAAGAGAAGAGACAGUGUCGCCUUGUCGAGUAGGUCUCUCGGGGGAGGGGGUCGAGAAGCCCAGCGAGCAUGGAGGCUGGCAAAAGUACCGAGGAUGUUUGGCGAAAGGAAAAAACAGAAGAUCGCACUGAACUUUUCAACGCAGACUCAGCAGCUGGAUCUGUAGAUGCAAAUUCAACUUCUCUUGCUGAUAUAUUUGACACUGCUUUCACAUCGACGCCUGAUCCUUCUCCCCCGAGAUGUCCUGCCGGUAAUGAGAUGGAGUAUGAACAUCUAUUUGCGGAAAGUGAUAUAGAAGAAACGGAAACACAGCCUCGUCCUGAGCCUUUUACCGGGCAGAGGCGUCUUCAUAGUCGGUCACGCUGGGAGCCCUGUUGCUUGAAUCGUAAUUAUUUGCCGAAUCGUUCGAGGCGUGAGCCUGUCCCAGUACCGUAUCUCAAUGCCAGGGAGAUUUUUGAGAAACAUCGUCGUAAGCAUUUACUUUUAAUCGAAAGAACCAACGUUCAACGUAUGAUGAUGGAUAAUCACAUAAUGGAGAGUCUCGGUGGACCUGGACCAUCAAGACGAUCAGGCUCGUCAGAAGCUCCGGUUGAUUACAGCAUAACUGGAACAGCGGGUCAUUCCGGCGGUGUCUUAGAUCCUGGAAUCAACAGUGUUCCAAAUGGUAGUGUCACGGAAAAUGCUAUUCUUCCAACCGCAACCACGACAACUACAACCUCGCAACAAGUACCUCGUAAUCAACCAUCGAAAAGCGAUGACACUCCCAUGGCUCCAGAUUUGCAAUUGGACUGGUCUUCGAGCAGCGAUAGUGACGACGAAGACGAUUCAAUCGAGGUUUUAGGAACUGUUAAUAACAGUAAUAGGACCAAUGGAAACGAAGGGGAGCAGAGUGAUCGUACAGUUACCGUCGUCGAUCUGACAGCCGAGUCUGACGAGGAGCAUACUGCGACGUUACCGAGUGCUCCACCUACGUCACCGCAUCCAGCCGAAUCAGUUCACAGAAACCAUUCCUCCUACUGCAUGCGUCAUCCGUCUGAAUACAUGCUGCAUUCGCUCAAUUCACUCCCCAUGUAUCACGGACCUUACAGAGUUCCCAAUUUAUAUCACGGUCAUCCGCCGACCACAGAUGGACCAGCUGGCAUGCCUCACCCACGAAUUCACCCUCUUCACGAGAGACUGUGGCUCCAUCAACAACGAUCACAAGAAUCGCAUCGUCGCAGACUCUACGCUAGAUCCGCACAUCAUGGUUAUACACCGCCCAAUGCUCAUAUGUAUCAACCUGGAGCAUACCCAGCUAAUGGUAGCACCAGCACUGCCGGUCCGCCUAGUACUUGUUGUACACCAAACGAAAAUUCCAGUCAAACAGAAAAUUAUCCUCGUCAUACGGUGUUACCGCCACCUCAGCAACCAACGGUUUACAGUCAUCCGGAAACACGAGGACCUGCUGCUCUCAACAUAAAUCCACCUCCUCCUUGUUUGGAGGCACUGACGGUGAAUCCGUUGACGAGCCUCGAAGAGAUGGAAUCAACGCCAGUGGAACGAAUGCCAUCGAUGCCAGUGCAUCAACACGUGCAUCAUCACAUGUAUCAUUAUCCCUCGUAUUCUCAAAACGUCAUGGCAGGACAAGGUUUUCAUCCUCACUUUCCUCAUCUUCAUUUGUCGCCUUUCCGGCUCAGUUUUCAUCCACAUAUGUAUCUCCAAAACACCGAGGGACUCAGAUACCCGGGGCCAGUGCCAGAUUUCGUGAUGCAUCAAGCUCGACACGUUACGGCUCGACUCGAAAGCUACAUGCGCAUUGUUGAUUUGCGACGUAUGUCACAUAUCAGCUGCGGCGCCACUCAAGAAUCUAUCGAAAGUCACACAUUCCCACACAAAUACAAACGAGUGAAAAAAGUAGAGAACGCCGAAGAUGCGAUGGAGAAGUGUACGAUCUGCUUGUCGGAGUUCGAGGAUUGCGAAAGCGUGAGGAGACUGCCGUGUAUGCAUUUAUUCCACAUAGACUGCGUUGAUCAGUGGCUGUGUACGAACAAACGUUGUCCGAUAUGCCGCGUCGACAUUGAAACUUUCCUGCAUAAGGAGCUCGCAGCGGCUACGUAGUUUAAGGUCGUGCCUAACCGCACCUCGUUAUCGUGGGCUUUUUUGGUUACUCUAUCUUUCGCUCCUCGUAUGUUAUUCGAUAUUCAUCCCGAGUUGUUUUGCCGGCUAAACAUUUUACAUUGUGCCGUUAUUUUUUAUCUCAAUCUUUUUUUUGUCUACACUCAAGAUUGCAAUUUUCUUGCUUCGCAAAUGAAGUUCGAAUACACGUUGUUGCGAUAAGUCAUCGUGUUUAUUUGAAGGAAAAAAAUGAGUUUACUAUUAUCAUCAUUACAGUUAUUAUUGUUGUUAUUAUUAUUAUUAUUAUUAAUAUUAUUAUUGUAGAUAUCGACAAUUGUAAAUAGACGAAUCGAUUAUAGACUCUAGAAAACCCAAGCGAGAUGUUUUCGAUACGGAGUUUUUGAACGAUUGCUUAAACUUUCAGUCGUCAUUGGUUUAUACAAAUUUGCGAUUAGUUUUGACUGUUUGGCGAAUGAAGGAUUUUUGUUUGGAGAACGUUACGUUAAAUAAUUCACCGAAGCGCGAAGGAGAGUCGUCUAUUCAGUUUAUUGAAAUUUGUUUUUUUCCAAAUGGUGCUGCGAAGGAUAAGCAUGAGAGUAAAGCGACAAAUGUUUGAUGAAAUUUAGGCAAACGAUUGUGUAGAGUCAGGCAAUGUUUUAGUUUCUUGUAGCGGAUACUGCGUAAAACGAAACGAGAACGAAGAAUAAGAAACUAAAUAUUUUUGAAAUACGUGACAAAUCGAGGUCGCGCUAAUGUCACGUCGUUUCAAAUUUUACGCGUGAUUCAGCGACGGGUCUCAAACGACAUUUCGAAAGUUCUCGUCCGUCGAUCCUACUAUUCAUAGGUGUAUAUUUUUAAAUAUUGUUUUUCGUUUUCUUUGUUUAAUUCAGGCGAAGAGGAGAAAGAUGAAAAAAAAGAGAUCACAAAAGAAAUCAAUUAAUUAGGUAAUAACGCGAGUUCUUAGACUUGGUCACAAAAUCCGAGACGAAAGAGACAUAAAAAUACACAAUUUUACGUAGUUAUCAGGCGUAAUGUAUCGACGCCAGUUACCUAUUAUUAUAUUUAAAGAAGUUGAAAAAGAAAAGAGAAAGCAAGGGAAAUGCAACGAUAAAUAAUCGUAAAUUAGUUCGUCGAAGAACAAAGAAAGAUACGCAUGAGGAAAGGUGAUUUGGGCCAUAAAGUAGGAGUCCCUGGUUUCGUCCUGGAACACCUAUCAAUUGAUAUCGUAUUAUUAAGUCAAAUCUAAACUCAACGAGUCAUAAACUAUUACGAAAAGAAAAAAAUGCCUGUCUUGAGAUUUCUCGAGCACGAAAUUUUGCAGGAGCGAUUUAGUGAAGUGCGCAUAAAAAAUCGCUAUUAUGUCACGCGGAUGGGGAUAAAAUAUUACAAAAUAUGAAAGAAGAACAGAACAAAACUGUAUCUUCACGUCACGAAUCAAUUUUUUAUUACUGCCAAACGCUGAAAGCCAAAUUUCAUGGAAACGAAUUGUAUAAUGAUCUUGUACUUGAAUACAUGGCUCGGUACGUUUGUAGUAUUUGUAAUAACGUGUCGAACGAUGAUAAGUAAGAACAAAAAGAAACGAAAAAACCAAUAAUCGGUAGAUUCUGCAUACCGAAAAUGAAAACUAAGCGUAUUUAAGGAGGAUUCUUUAUUUACGAACGAAUAUUCUUUGCAAAUAGCAAAAAAAAAAAAAGGAUUUCAAGGCGAACGCGAACGGUGACGUCCGAAUUAUGAUCUUGCGAGAUUGCAAAAAGGUGAAUUUCCUGACCUCGCUGUUCACGUUCCACAAUGAAAAGUCAUGGGAAAAAGCGAUGGAAAUUUGUAAUAACGAAUUAAUGAGAGAUACGCGUUUCACAGCGCGUAUCGUAGCUACUGAGAUUCGCGGAAAUAUUUCGUUACUUUUUGGCUUUUUUCGAAGCGUUCGUAUUCCGCUUACUCCGAAAAGUUUCGUGUUCAAUUGUCUCUUCGUUUUAACCUUCUUUUCUCUCUCUCUCUCUGCCCUCAGCUCGUGGGAUUUAUUCAAGAAAACGGAGAUAUAAUAUGAGAAAAAAACGAAAGAACGAAAAAGAAAGAAAAAAUAAAAAAACAUCGAGCGCUUUUCGUACCCGUUUGUACGAAAAAUAAUCAACUAAUUUGGAAUAAAACAUAAUUUUAUAUACUCUCGUAAGUUAUAAAACUUUAUACUGUAAAUAUGAUGCUACAAAUAUAAUGUGAAGAUCACCUGUACUGGUUUAUUGUUAAAGUGGAGUAUCCGAAGUAAACGUUAUUCGAAAAUA
Venturia canescens is the source of this 4781-nucleotide messenger RNA. Its product is annotated as E3 ubiquitin-protein ligase Arkadia. The transcript is spliced from 13 exons. Gene Ontology annotation, cellular component: nucleus. The record is from RefSeq and is a predicted model, not a curated record. Gene Ontology annotation, molecular function: ubiquitin protein ligase activity. Lineage: Eukaryota; Metazoa; Arthropoda; Insecta; Hymenoptera; Ichneumonidae. Bases 481 to 2508 code for a protein of 675 amino acids.